AUGUUGUCAAGAGCCUUUACAAAACCCAAAAGGAGUUUUAAAGAGUACGGUGAAAACAGCAGGUCGGGGUCCAUCUCCGAAUACGAUGAUUGCAUCGUAGGAUUUAUAGAUGACUUACCAUUAAUCCCUUGUGAAAACAAUGGGCCAUCACUGUCCCUGAAGGAGGUUUUGAGGACAUCGGUGAGUGUGAUGGGAGAGAACGCCAGGGGGUUGACUGAAAAAGUGGUGUUAUCCAAUGCUAGACUUUGCACCCUAAAGAGGUUCCGGAAGGUAAUAGUGAGGAAGAGUGAGUUCGGCAGGAGAGUGGAGAAGUUGGCUCAGAUUUGCAACAACUGCGACUACCUCGUUCCCAUCACUGCUUACUUAUAUGCCAAGAGGAUCAAGCUUGUUGUUUCGGAUUACUAUCCCAUGGGAAGCUUAGCUGACCUUCUUUCAGGUGGGAGGCGAGGCCAAACUGCCUUGAAUUGGAAUGAACGUGUGAUAAUAAUAGAAUCGAUUGCAAGAGCAAUAAGUUUCAUCCACGGACAAUCCCCAGAAACAGUAAAGAACAUGAAAAUGAACGUUCAUGGAAACAUAAAAUCCUCCAACAUCAUGAUAAACAUCGACCUCACCGCUCGGUUAUCAGAUUAUGGGUUUGUUCAGUUGGCCGACUGCGUCGAAGAUUGCGAUACCAAAGAAAAACACGCAACAACUCAUAAUAUUUACUGUGAGAAUUUGAGCCAAAAGAGUGAUGUUUUCAAUUUCGGGAUGGUGUUACUGGACAUGCUAGCGGGUGUGCAGGACCUAAGUUACAUGGACUGCAUAGUUAAACUGGAGGAAAGCAUAAAACAGGGGGACAUUCCAUUCUUCGAGUUUCAUAUGAAAGGGAAAGAACGGAAGCAAGCUUUGAAGGUAUUGGAGAUUGCUUUGGCAUGCACCAGCAGCUUGCCAGAGACAAGGCCGUCCAUUCACCAAAUCCUCUUUGAUCUUACUCAUCUUCUGAAAACUUCCAAGUAG
Gossypium raimondii (Peruvian cotton) is the source of this 996-nucleotide messenger RNA. RefSeq names its product probable inactive receptor kinase At5g58300. The record is from RefSeq and is a predicted model, not a curated record. Gene Ontology annotation, biological process: protein phosphorylation. The transcript has 2 exons. Gene Ontology annotation, molecular function: protein kinase activity; ATP binding. Bases 1 to 996 code for a protein of 331 amino acids. Lineage: Eukaryota; Viridiplantae; Streptophyta; Magnoliopsida; Malvales; Malvaceae.